UGCUAGAGAUGUGACUGGUUGCUUUGUAUGUCAAUCCCGCUAAGCACACUGCCACAGCAGGUCAGAAAGCACCGUCCAUGUACAGUGCAAGAGCAGCAGUGUCCAGUUGUGCAGAAUAUAUUGCACCCAGCCGAAACACUACAUGUGUCAAGAAUAACAGCCAUGUCGUUGUUGGAUCAUUUGAAUGAACGUCAUUUAUUAGUGAAAUAUACCACCAAGAAUGAAAUGAAGAAGGAGGCAAAUGAUGAAGAAAGCAUUAGAAAGGAGGAUCAGUGCAACUCUGUGGAAGGGUUAAAAGAGAACUGGCAGAAAUGGGCUAACAAUCACGCAGAGUAUCAGAAACACAAUCCCUUCAGUAACAAUAGGACCAUGACUGUGCAAUUCCAUAAAGGAGAGGAAGGCUACGGAAGACCCAGAGAGGGAUCAAGAACACAGCAAAGUGGGCACAGAGCACAAGCUCACCUUGAGAAGGAGGUGGACGAACUGUGUAUGAUCAUUAAAAGCAUUGGAGAAGCAGGAGGGGAUGGGCAAACCAGGGUGGCAUUUGGGCCUUUGUUUGAGAGAUAUGUGGCCAUUUCUAAUAAACUUGUAGGGGUACUCCUGAGGGCCAGAAAGCAUGGGCGGAUUUCCUUUGAGGGGGAGAUGCUGUGGCAGAGAAGAGAUGAUGAUGUGAUUAUUACAUUGCUGGAAUGAAAUACUUUUAUUCAAUAGCAUUGUAGGUGGUAAAGCAAUCAAAGUCAUAGGCAUCCAGAUUUUUCAUUAUAACACGUUAAUUAACAUGGGAGUAGACAGAUCCCAGUCUUAACUCACAUAGAGCACACCUGAAAAAACACUGUCAAUAUGAUUUAAGGGAUAGGUGGGCAAUCCUGGCCCUUCCAGUUCAGUUCUUUGUGCAAAUCAUAUUCUUAGCUGUUUCAUUGAAUCAAUUCAGCAUCCGCCCAGGUCCUAAAGAGGUUAAUUAUCCCAUUAUACCUGCUUGGAGUACAAUUACCCACCAGGACUGGAGUUGACCUCUUCUGUUUUAUCGUCACUGUGGUUAGACAAGACAACGCUAGUCUGCAUUGUUUAUAUUCAAGAACGUUUAAUGAUCAUUGUUCUGUAGAAACAUGUGCAUCUCGCUAACAGAACUGUCAGCCCUCUACAGAGUCUGCCAUCCCAUUGUGAUUGAAACAGACUUACAAAAGGUGCAUCUUGUGUAUAAUUGAAUGCACAUUAGGGAUGCAAAUUAAGUUAUGUGGAGUACAGCCCAUUUAUACAAUAGUGUGUGCGUCAUAUUGCAGGUACACCCCUCUCCCAAACGUACCUGUUUUGGAGCAGCAAAGCUCCAAAGAUGAAUCCAAAAAAAGUUUUUUCUACGGUGCACAAUAUUUAUAAACUAGUUUUAGUCCUUUUUUUUUUUUAAAUCAGACAUUUCACUUAGGUCCUGGCCAAUGGGAGUGUUUUGAGAAUCAAAAAACGUUUAUUUUCUGAUUAUGCAUCUGUAAAAAGAUUUCAUAGAAAAAUAGUGGGGGGGAAAUCAGAAGAAAACAUCCUUUCCAACAACAUUGCAGCAUUUUAUACAGCAUUUGUAGUUUGUUUUUUUACACUGUAUUCAAUAAAUUGCCAAAUCAAUAGUUUGUAUUUUAAUGUAGUGUUACAUUAUUUGCUAAGGUAUUAGCCUCAGUUGCCAUUAAAAUUAUGUAUUUAAUUUAUUUUUUAAUUUGUUGUAAACUUAUGUGAAGCUAUUUGAUCAAUCUAGAGUUUGUAUGUGUGUUUUUUUAAUUCACACAUGUAAAAUCAGCAUAAUAAAAUCAGUUUUAUAAAUUACAGGCCAAUGACUUUGUGAAGCUGUGUUGUAAUUAUUUUUAUUACAUAUUACUA
Molecule: messenger RNA, 1860 nt
Organism: Polyodon spathula (Mississippi paddlefish)
Lineage: Eukaryota; Metazoa; Chordata; Actinopteri; Acipenseriformes; Polyodontidae
Product: actin-binding Rho-activating protein-like
Exons: 2
Coding region: 28-693 (221 amino acids)
Biological process (GO): positive regulation of Rho protein signal transduction
Molecular function (GO): actin binding
Source: RefSeq, a predicted model, not a curated record